CCUCCGGCGUCAAGGCGGGGGAGCCAGGAGAUGCCGACCCAGAGGGACAGCACUACCAUGUCUCACCCGAUCGCGGGCGGCGCCUUCGUGGACCAUGCUCACCAGGUCCGGGUGAAAGCCUACUACCGCGGGGAUAUCAUGAUAACACACUUUGAACCUUCCAUCUCCUUUGAGGGCCUUUGCAAUGAGGUUCGAGACAUGUGUUCUUUUGACAAUGAACAGCUUUUUACCAUGAAAUGGAUCGAUGAGGAAGGAGACCCGUGUACAGUAUCAUCUCAGUUGGAGUUGGAAGAAGCCUUUAGGCUUUAUGAGCUAAACAAGGAUUCUGAACUCUUGAUUCAUGUAUUUCCUUGUGUACCAGAACGUCCUGGAAUGCCCUGUCCAGGAGAAGAUAAGUCCAUCUACCGCAGAGGUGCACGCCGCUGGAGAAAGCUUUAUUGUGCAAAUGGCCACACUUUUCAAGCCAAGCGUUUCAAUAGGCGUGCCCACUGUGCCAUCUGUACCGACCGGAUAUGGGGACUUGGACGCCAGGGAUAUAAAUGCAUCAACUGCAAACUCUUGGUUCAUAAGAAAUGCCACAAACUUGUCACAAUUGAAUGUGGGCGACAUUCUUUACCACCGGAACCAAUGAUGCCCAUGGAUCCGUCAUCCAUGCACUCAGACCAUGCACAAACAGUAAUUCCAUAUAAUCCUUCAAGUCAUGAGAGUUUGGACCAAGUUGGUGAAGAAAAGGAGGCAAUGAACACCAGGGAAAGUGGCAAAGCAUCAUCCAGUCUAGGUCUUCAGGAUUUUGAUUUGCUCCGGGUAAUAGGAAGAGGAAGUUAUGCCAAAGUACUGUUGGUGCGAUUAAAAAAAACAGAUCGUAUCUAUGCAAUGAAAGUUGUGAAAAAAGAGCUUGUCAAUGAUGAUGAGGAUAUUGACUGGGUACAGACAGAGAAGCAUGUUUUUGAGCAGGCAUCCAAUCAUCCUUUUCUUGUUGGGCUGCAUUCUUGCUUUCAGACAGAAAGCAGAUUGUUCUUUGUCAUAGAGUAUGUAAAUGGAGGAGAUCUAAUGUUUCAUAUGCAGAGACAAAGAAAACUUCCUGAAGAACAUGCCAGAUUUUACUCUGCAGAAAUCAGUCUAGCAUUAAAUUACCUUCAUGAACGAGGGAUAAUUUAUAGAGAUUUGAAAUUGGACAAUGUAUUGCUGGACUCAGAAGGACACAUUAAACUCACUGACUACGGCAUGUGUAAGGAAGGAUUACGGCCAGGAGAUACAACAAGCACUUUCUGUGGUACUCCAAAUUACAUUGCUCCUGAAAUUUUAAGAGGAGAAGAUUAUGGUUUCAGUGUUGACUGGUGGGCUCUUGGAGUACUAAUGUUUGAGAUGAUGGCAGGAAGGUCUCCAUUUGAUAUUGUUGGGAGCUCUGAUAACCCUGACCAAAACACAGAGGACUAUCUCUUCCAAGUUAUUUUGGAAAAACAAAUUCGAAUACCACGUUCUCUGUCUGUAAAAGCUGCAAGUGUCCUGAAGAGUUUUCUCAACAAGGACCCAAAGGAACGAUUGGGUUGUCAUCCUCAAACAGGAUUUGCUGAUAUUCAGGGACACCCGUUCUUCCGCAAUGUUGACUGGGAUAUGAUGGAGCAAAAGCAGGUGGUACCUCCCUUUAAACCAAAUAUUUCUGGGGAAUUUGGUUUGGACAACUUUGAUUCUCAGUUUACUAAUGAACCUGUCCAGCUCACUCCAGAUGAUGAUGAUAUUGUGAAGAAGAUUGAUCAGUCUGAGUUUGAAGGCUUUGAGUACAUCAAUCCUCUUUUGAUGUCUGCAGAAGAAUGCGUCUGAUCCUCGUUUCUCAACUGUGCAUUUUGCUCGUGUUGCCAUUUAAUGCAUGGAAAACUCAUUACCAGCCUGGAUAUGAUGAACCAUUUGAUAUUUGCCAACUACAAAAAAGCGCUCAAUAUCUUGUGUUUGUUGACUGUAAGAGUCAAUUAUUACAUAUAAAUUUAACUAUGGGAAAAAAAAGCGACUAGUUUCCAGACAAUCGUGUCAAAAUUCAUUUAUACUGGUAGUCUAGCAGCCUACUGAUGAGUAACAAAGUUGUCUUUUUCCUUUGAAGAAACUACUUACCACUGCUUUUAAAAAGGGUGUCUGUUGCAUUAAGGCACAUGGUGGUAUUACAUCAUAAGCCUCUCUGUGAUUUUUGUCAUACUUCCUUCUAAGUAUUUAAUUUUGGAAUAAAAAGAUUAAUUCAAAAUAUAUUA
Messenger RNA from Myotis davidii, 2240 nucleotides. It is a transcript of the gene PRKCI, whose product is annotated as protein kinase C iota. Gene Ontology annotation, biological process: protein phosphorylation. NCBI's taxonomy places the organism in Eukaryota, Metazoa, Chordata, Mammalia, Chiroptera, Vespertilionidae. The record is from RefSeq and is a predicted model, not a curated record. The transcript is spliced from 18 exons. The coding region runs from base 31 to 1821 and encodes 596 amino acids. Gene Ontology annotation, molecular function: ATP binding; protein binding; diacylglycerol-dependent serine/threonine kinase activity.